Chiloscyllium plagiosum (whitespotted bambooshark) is the source of this 839-nucleotide messenger RNA. The record is from RefSeq and is a predicted model, not a curated record. Lineage: Eukaryota; Metazoa; Chordata; Chondrichthyes; Orectolobiformes; Hemiscylliidae.
UUCUCUUUCUACUUACUUCCCAUUCACGGUCUCAGUGGCAGUGAGUUGAGCCAGCACUGAUUCGAGAAGAAGCACAUUGCAGACUUGAGGACUCCCUACGUCGGGGUGAAACCCAGCUCAGACUUGAGAACUCCCUGCCUCAAGAUGAAACCGAGCACAGACAUGAGGACUCCCUGCCUCGAGGUGAAAGCCAGCUCAGACUCGAGGACUCCCUACCUUGAGGUAAAGGCCAGCUCAGACUCGAGGACUCCCUGCCUCAAGGUGAAACCCAGCACAGACUUGAGGACUCCCUGCCUCGAGGUGAAACCCAGCACAGACUUGAGGACUCCCUCCCUUGAGGAGCUAAGGACUCCCUGCCUCGAGGUGAAACCCAGCUCAGACUUGAGGACUCCCUGCCUCGAGGUGAAACCCAGCUCAGACUUGUGGACUCCCUACCUUGAGGUAAAGCCCAGCUCAGACUCGAGAACUCCUUGCCUCGAGGUGAAACCCAGCACAGACUUGAGGACUACCUGCCUCAAGGUGCAGCCCAGCUCAGACUCGAGGACUCCCUGCUUCGAGGUGAAACCCAGCUCAGACUCGAGGACUCCCUACCUUGAGGUGAAGCCCAGCUCAGACUCGAGGGCUCUCCACCUCGAGGUAAAGCUCUGCAUAGACUCGUCUGUUCCAUCUGCUUUUAUUUUGUUUUCACUCUUUCUCUGCUUUAGAACUACUGUUAUGCUGAAUUUUGAACUUCAUUUCUUUAUUUUUUCCAAUUUAUACCUAAGCUUUUGUACCUAGGCACCUUUGUACCUAAGGUGGUGCUGGAAAUGGUGAUGUUGUACACUUUUCACUGUACUCAU